AUGCCUUGGGAUCCAGGACAAGAUGACAUCCACCUCUUCUGGCAAGACAUCAGUGACCUUUGCUUUACUGCACUGGGAGGCAACUGGUCCAUGUAUGGUGAUUACAACGCAACCCUCGCCUCUUGCGAGCGCGCUUCAACAAAUGCUCAUCAAACGGUACCUACACAAGCCUACUCUGCCUUCCUCCUCCGUUGCGGAGGAAUGGACCUCUGGGCACAAAUCCUGGAUGGUGAAGCUUCUACCCAUUAUACAUACAAAGGGCCGUUUGGACAGAUAAUUAUUGAUUGCAUGGCAUGUUCAGUUCAAAGCAUGUUAGAAUCACAAAUAUCCGUGUACAGGAAGUUCAUGGGAUCUACCAAUCACCGUGCAGUUAAGGGCGAAAUGGUUGCAUAUUUCAAACAUUUAUUUCAUCAUGAAGAACAAUCGCCAAAUACAAAACCGUGGUUAUCCUCACCAUCCUUGGUUGCUGUUCGCAACCGUACAGCACUCCACCCAUUCAAAUGGCCAAAACCCUUGUCAACAUCAGACCUUUGCCUGAUUCUUCAUCAUGGGAAAGCAUGUCCCUCUCCUGGCCCUGACCAAUGGGAGAAAUGGUGGUUCAAAAGCUUGGAUGAUUCAGGUCUCCAACCGCUACUUAACAUAGUCAACUACAUUAUCACACACUCACACUUCCCUGCAUCCAUCAAACUGACCUACCUGUCCAUCAUUCACAAACGUGGCUCUACUACCUCUAUGAAGAAUUACCGCGGCAUAUGCUGUCACAACCUUAUCGUGCAAACUGCCUGUGCAUGGCUUAACUUCUACCUUACCAAGGACCUGGCUAAGCACAAGGUCAUUCCCCACACACAGGUUGCCACCCAACCCAGUGUCCAGGGAAGAGAGUUGCUCUCCUUCCUCGCUCAACUGCAUGCAUGGUCCUCCCAAAAUCAACAACCUCUCUAUAUCCUCCAAUGA
This is a messenger RNA of Marasmius oreades (fairy-ring Marasmius), 954 nucleotides long. RefSeq lists its product as uncharacterized. The record is from RefSeq and is a predicted model, not a curated record. The coding region runs from base 1 to 954 and encodes 317 amino acids. Lineage: Eukaryota; Fungi; Basidiomycota; Agaricomycetes; Agaricales; Marasmiaceae. The transcript has 2 exons.